ACACUGCACCAUGUCGCCGCUUCUCUUUGGGACCCUGCUGCUUUUAAACAAGGUGUCUUGUUCCAAGACUGGAGACUGUGAAGUGUGCGUGGGCUUUCUCCACAGACUUUAUGGAGGCUUGACGUUGACCCACAAAGAGCUGACUCCAGCACUGGUAGAAGAAGAGCUCUUCCGGGCUUGCUCUGCUGCCCAAGGGAAGGAGGCCAGGCUGUGUUACUACCUCGGCGCCAGCAGUGACGCAGCAACCCGCGUCACAGCGUCCGUGUCUCAGCCUCUCGCCUCCCACGUUCCUGUGGAGAAGAUAUGCCAGCGUCUGAGCAGCAGGGACACGCAGAUAUGUCAGCUCAAACACGAAGCUGAGCCCAGGGAGUUGAGCGGCGAAGGACUGAAAAAGAUGCGAGUGCUGGAGCUCAGGAAUAUUUUAAAUUCGUGGGGCGAGGACUGCCGAGGGUGCUUGGAGAAACACGAGUUUGUUAGCCUCAUCCUGGAAAAGGCACCGCUUCAUGCACACAAGAGUGAAUUGUGAAACAAAACACUAUAUAAAUCUGAACAAAAGACAGCUUUAUUCAUUUAAUAAAAGUGGU
Messenger RNA from Corythoichthys intestinalis (scribbled pipefish), 584 nucleotides. RefSeq names its product cerebral dopamine neurotrophic factor (gene cdnf). Bases 11 to 526 code for a protein of 171 amino acids. Gene Ontology annotation, biological process: neuron projection development; dopaminergic neuron differentiation. The record is from RefSeq and is a predicted model, not a curated record. NCBI's taxonomy places the organism in Eukaryota, Metazoa, Chordata, Actinopteri, Syngnathiformes, Syngnathidae. Gene Ontology annotation, cellular component: endoplasmic reticulum. The transcript is spliced from 4 exons.